Messenger RNA from Eleginops maclovinus (Patagonian blennie), 2723 nucleotides. Its product is annotated as putative ferric-chelate reductase 1. Lineage: Eukaryota; Metazoa; Chordata; Actinopteri; Perciformes; Eleginopidae. The transcript has 15 exons. The coding region runs from base 33 to 1742 and encodes 569 amino acids. Gene Ontology annotation, cellular component: membrane. The record is from RefSeq and is a predicted model, not a curated record.
CUGAAAGACGAUUUACCGAUCAUUACAUUGCUAUGGAACAUGUUGCUUUGCUUCUGGUGUUUGUUGCUCCUUUGGUUCGGUGCUACAGUUCGGGUCAGGUUGAGGACAGCUGUGAAGAUAUGCAACCCCACCACUCUGGGCUCAGCCCACAGACAGAACCAGCACCCUACACCGUCACAGCGGACCACAGUGACUACAGAUUAGGAGAAGAGGUGAAAGUUCAGCUCCAUGCUCCAGCCUCCACACCAUUCAUUGGUUUCCUGCUACAGGCAAGAGAGGUGGGGAGUCGAUCUACUGUGGGCACCUUCACCCUGGGUGCAGGGACUGCUCAGCUCAUCACCUGCGAUCAGAGACCUAAUUCAAGUGUUUCUCAUAGAUCAACUUCUUUGAAGACCUCGAUUCAGGUGACAUGGAGAUCAGAAGCAUCAGGAAACGCGAAACCCAUUAAGUUCCAUGCAUCCUUCGUACAGAAUUACAGGAUAUUUUGGGUUGAUGUUAAAAGCCCUACCAUGACCUUCACUAAUGACAGUACUACACCACCAAGUACAACAAUCACAAUGCAUCAACCUUCGCCAUUUGCUAUAAGUAUUUCCCGUGCAGAUUGCGGUGUCACCAAGGUGUGUUUUAGUCAGCCUUCAAACUGUGACCCUACAGCAAGUGCUGACUGUUAUUUCAUGUCAGCCAUGAUGUUGUCUUACACUGAUGCAGCUUUCCACUAUGAGAUGACAGGUCUUUCUGAUGGAUACAUCUCCUUUGGAUUCUCAGAUGAUCAGAUAAUGGGAAACGACGACAUUUAUAUCUGCGGCAUAGGAAGAAACGGCCUUUUGCAAUUGCAACACGCCUUUUCAACAGGACGAUCAGCUCCACAAGAUCUUCCUCUGGGGAAUGUUUCAGAUGUAAGAGUGUCAGUGCAGGAUGGGGUGAUAAGCUGUUCCUUCACUUCCAUAAACACUUUUGCUUCUCUGAGGACCUCUGGCUUUAACAAAACCUACCAUCUCAUGUUUGCGCAUGGACCCACCAGCAACGGGCAAAUCCAGUUCCAUACAGGUACCUUUAUCAGCACUGACAAGGUGGACAUAUCCAGACCUCAACUUGUCAGAAAAGCUGGUUGGCCAUAUAUCAUCAAAGCACAUGGAGCACUGAUGCUAAUAGCCUGGAUGACCACCGGAUCAUCGGGGAUGAUGGUUGCACGAUAUCUGAAAGGACUGUCGAAAAGACAAAAGCCAUGCGGCAAAGAUGUCUGGUUCCUGGUCCAUAUUGCACUGAUGAGUGUGACUGUAGCAGCCACAGUCUUCGCCGGCAUCCUCUCCUUCUCAUACGUCAAAGCCUGGUCCGGGGGAGCCCAUCCAGUGUUAGGCUGCCUGGUUAUCAUUCUCUCAGUUAUCCAGCCCAUAUUGGCUCUGCUGCGCUGUGGACCAGAACAUCCAUGGAGGUUUUUGUUCAACUGGUCACAUGCUUUCAAUGGUGUGGCUAUAAAAGCUUUAGCAGUGGCAGCCACAUUCACAGGCCUGAAGAUAAUUGACAGCACCCUGGACCAAUGGCUGAUAAAAGUGAUGGGAGGUGCGGUUGGCUGGGAAGCUUUUAUCUACAUUCUGUUUGAAGUCAAUUUGAAAUUGAAGGUCAACAAUACAGAUACAUUGGAAUCAAUAUUGAAAACAGUUGAUGCCCUGCUGAUGGCUUUAUUUCUCCUGGGAAACAGUGCCUUUAUGAUUACACUGUUGGUUGGAAUUGGGAUGGUAUAAUAAGAAAUGUAAUUAAAUGUUUGAAUACAAUGUUUGGAUGUCUAAUUUGAUGGCCCUACAUGUUUUGUGUUACAAAGCCACAUGUAUGAAGUUGUACCAUGUAUGAAAGUUACUUCAACAUUUUUUUCAGUUUUUUUUAAUUUGCUGUAAUAAACAUUUAGUUAUUUUACCCACUAUACAGGAAAGGAAACUGAGCUUAAUCCAUUGUGAAUUGUUUUUCUUUCUGUAACAUGAUUUUAUAAUGUUUCUGACUUCAAUGUGAUCUCAGUUUUGUAAGAUGGAGAUGGCCUGUUGACAAAGCUGUGGCUAAAAGCAUUCUGCAAAAUUCUUGUAAAAAAGUUGAGUGUCGUACAGUAUGUAGUACUUCAUGGAUAUAGAAUUUUAAUUUCACUAUUGAGUUUUAAUUUGAACGUUUAAUGUUGAAUUCAACAGACUACCAAAUGUUUCUAAAAGUUUAUUUAAAGAAUAGAUAGCCUCACCGAAUGUAAGAAAGUACUUUAUAUUCAUUCUGUUAUUAUUAUUAUUGUUAUUAUUGUUAUUAUUGUUAUUAUUAUUAUUAUUAUUAUUAUUAUUAUUAUUAUUAUUAUGUCCACCAUUUUACAGUUUUUAUACAUUUUUUGUGUCAUUCAAGAGCUUUCAAUCACAUCACCCAAGUUGUAUUGACCUGACUUUCAUAUUUAAAUAUUGCCUACUAAAACUAAGUUGCUCUUAAGCUUUUAUUGACAUCAUAUAAACAUCUUUAGCAGUUGGACAUUUUCAGAUUCAAUUUUGUGAGUCAAAUUCCUACAAAAAAACAACAACAACCAAUUAUGCUGGUGUUUAUAUUUAUUUAGUUUUGUACAUUUCUAAGAUAUUCUGUUAGCAAAUGACCACUGUGUAAAUACAGUGAUGAAAAAAAGCAUGUUUAUCUAAAUAACAUCAGAAUGCUAUCUGCUCUUUUGAUCCAAUUCCUUCAAUAAAUGAAAUUAUUGAAUGCUGUCA